AUGUUUGUCACACUGAGAUCGCAGCCGAAGACGGCUUACAAUCCACCCACUACCAUCCAUCUCCAGAAGAACCAGAACCACGAAUCCAGUAAUAAAUACAGCUGGGACAUUGUUUGGUUCAAUGUUUUCGUCCUCGGAUAUCUUCAUUUGGCCGCCGUCUACGGACUAGUACUAGUUCUAACUGGAAAUACUAAAAUAAGCACAAUCUGUUGGGGUCUCUUCGUUGGAAUCACUUCCUCGAUGGCCGUCACCGGAGGAGCGCACAGGCUUUGGGCCCACAAAACCUACAAGGCUAACCUUCCUCUUCGCAUCCUCCUCGCCACCUUCAUGACCAUGACCUUCCAGAACCACAUCUACGAAUGGGCCAGAGAUCAUAGGGUUCACCAUAAAUAUGCAGAAACCGACGCAGAUCCGCAUAACGCAAAAAGAGGUUUCUUCUUUUCGCACGUUGGAUGGUUGAUGGUGAAGAAGCACAAAGAUGUGAUUGAAAAAGGAAAGACCGUGGAUGUUUCGGAUUUGGAACAGGAUUCGGUAGUUGUGUUCCAGAGGAAAUAUUACGCUCCUUUGGUGCUGUUUGGUACAUUCAUCUUCCCAAUGCUAGUGCCUUGGUACUUCUGGAACGAAAGCAUAUCGAUUUCUUGGCACGUUGCAACAGUCCUAAGAUACGUGAUGAGUGUGAACAUGGUUUGGUGCACGAACAGCGCAGCUCAUCUCUACGGCACAAAACCAUACGAUAAGAAUAUAGGGCCGACGCAGAACCAAAUGAUGUUAAUUAUAGGUUUAGGUGAAGGUUUCCACAAUUACCACCACACAUUCCCGUGGGAUUACAAAGCUGCCGAGUUCGGGAACGAUAUCAGAAACAUAACUACGUCUAUGAUUGAUUUCUUCGCGAAAAUCGGAUGGGCCACGGAGUUGAAGACAACUUCACCGGAGAUGAUCAGGAGACGAGCGUUUCGCACAGGCGAUGGUACUUGGGACGGUGAUCUCACCGAGAUGAAGAGGAAUUUCGUGGAGAAGAAACUCGAUGAUUCGAAGGAGGAGGUUUGGGGUUGGGGCGAUAAAGCCAUGGGCCGAGACGAGAUGCGGGAGAUACAAAUCUCCAACGGCAUAAUUUGCUCUGAAUAAGUACAAUUGCAGUUGACGUGAACCUGAUGUAUAUCGGUUCUGUCGUUUUGUGUGUGUGGGGGCGAAUGUUUGGAACAUAAUUCAAACUCGGAUGCAAAGCUCCCCGCUAAUGCAUUGUGUAUAAUAUUCUGUGUAGUCUGAGUAUGUAAAUUGUUUGCAGUUUGUUGUGUGCUUGGGAGAUGUCUUCGAUCGGAAUGGAUUAACGUUAUUUCGA
Molecule: messenger RNA, 1339 nt
Organism: Nicrophorus vespilloides
Lineage: Eukaryota; Metazoa; Arthropoda; Insecta; Coleoptera; Silphidae
Product: stearoyl-CoA desaturase 5-like
Exons: 5
Coding region: 1-1125 (374 amino acids)
Biological process (GO): unsaturated fatty acid biosynthetic process
Cellular component (GO): endoplasmic reticulum membrane
Molecular function (GO): stearoyl-CoA 9-desaturase activity; iron ion binding
Source: RefSeq, a predicted model, not a curated record